This is a messenger RNA of Closterium sp. NIES-65, 1326 nucleotides long. The record is from the annotation of a GenBank genome assembly. Lineage: Eukaryota; Viridiplantae; Streptophyta; Zygnematophyceae; Desmidiales; Closteriaceae.
AUGGCUGUUGAUGAGACCAGUGAUGGUGACGACGAAGCAAGUGGUCAUGUCCAGAAUUCACCCCCGCGAACGGGCCUCAGCUUUCUACGAACCCCCGCCUUGAAGCUUCCCGUUCCGCAGCCUGUAGUUGAUUCUACCGAGAAUGAAACCCGUGUGGAUGAAUCGGGCCGUGACCUGCGCUCACCUGAACUUUGCACUACAACGACCGAACCUACUCUUCCAGAGGCGACGGCUCCUGUAACGGAGAUCGACGCUGCGGUUGACGACUCCGCGACCAAGAAGCGCAAGGAUUCAAGCGGUGGCAGUGCUAAGCAGUGGUGGCGACAACCGAACCUCUUUUCGAAGCGAGCCGCACGUCCAACCAUACGAGUGGAGGACCGGGGGAGUGAUGACGAGGAGGAAGAGGACGACCUGCCGACUGUAGAAGAGAUGGCCCGUUACCCCGAAGUCGCUUUCGCUAUGGCGCACAAGCGAUUUAAAACGUCAUGGGAAUCCUCGUUUCCGUGGCUUAUUCUAACUCGUGACGACGUUGGCUUCCCUAUUUUGAGAUGCAGCACGUGCUUGGAGCAUGGAGCGGAAGGCGCGAAAACGGCAUACGGCAAGGGAGGCAGUGGAGGGCGUGACAUGCAAAAGGCCAGCAUCCGGACGCACCAGCGCUCCACCGCACACCAGGACGCUCACGGCGAGAUGAAGGCGAAGGAGAGCCGGAAGCUUCGACAGGCGUUGCUGAGCGAGUUCGAGGGAUUGGAUAGGAGCACGCUUCACAUCAUCACCGCGCUCAAGACCACCGUGUACAUCUGCAAGUCGGAGGCGCCAAUCACCUCCUACGUGGGCACUAUCAAGUUCAUGGCCGACCUCGGAGUAGACAUCACGGUGGUCGCAGGGGAGGUGUCGCUCGCUUGCAGGACGAUCGAAGUGCGUUACGUGGACUGCGAGGAUCGAUUCGGCAACGAGCAAUCGCCCUUGCUCUGUGCGUUCUUGAAGAAGCAUGGCAACCCCGACCACCGCGAGGUCACCGUCAAAGGCGUGGACCAGAAUGGCGAUGCUGCUGAGCACAAGUUCGUGCUUCAUGAGCGCAAGAUCCCUGGGCAUACGACUGGCGGUGACUACUACUCCUGCAAGGCGGUGUGCCAGGAGUUUGCAAAGGCCUGCGUUGAGCGACUCGAGUUCCGCCUUGAAGACCUGAACGACCUGGCCGGGUCCAAGCUUUUCCGGCCUUCGUGCUAUCCCGACGACAACGCGCAGCGGAUGAAGAAGUGCCGCGAGUGGUUGGGCAUGUUGGACCACAUGUUUCACCGCCGCCUCCCUGGUACGCCACCUAGUUGA